This is a messenger RNA of Phyllotreta striolata, 2467 nucleotides long. The record is from the annotation of a GenBank genome assembly. Lineage: Eukaryota; Metazoa; Arthropoda; Insecta; Coleoptera; Chrysomelidae.
CGCGGCGAUGGUCGUUGUAGGCACGAGACUUGCUGAAUUUGAGCCCGAAUAUCGAAUAGAGCGCUCUGUUUCGCGUAAGUUACGCAGUGGUGAUCGAAGCAGAGUAAACUCGAAAAAGGAUUUUUAAUUGGGGAAAUCUCUCCGAAAGUAAAAGAAGAAGUAAUUUAGAAUCAGACAGCGGAAAUUCGAGCGGUUUAACAAAAAUGUGCCAAAGUUUCUCGAGCGAAAUUACAAACUGAUAAAGACAGUCGAUGUAAAUGUGCUCCACCGAUUUGACUCUAUAAAGUGUCUGAUCGUUUCUCCAGGAAAACAUUGUGAUCAUUAAAUUUAUCGUCGAGAGAGUGCCAGACGACGAACACCGAAAAGAAAAUGCGGUCGUCCUUAUCGACUCUGGUGAUUUUUCCGGCUUUUCUAUUACAAGGAUUCCUGCAGGCCAACAUCAAAGUGGACCCACCUGCUCUGCCGACAUUCCUGACGUCCAGCCAGGUGUUUAAAGUCACCGAUAAGGAUACUGUUGUGCUACCAUGCGAUGUCUCUAAUCCCGGUCCUUAUAUGAUUGUAUGGAAAAAGGGUAUAGCAGUGCUAUCGGCGGGUAAUGUGAAGGUAACGCCAGAUACGCGAGUCAACCUGGUGCACGGCUACAGCUUGGAGAUUAAGGAAGUGGGCCCGCAGGACGCGGGGGACUACAUCUGCCAGAUAGGGACACUCGAGCCGAGAGAAAUUACCCACACCGUCGAAAUACUCGUACCUCCGAGGAUACACUACGUGAGCUCUAACGGGCGCAUGGAAGUGAAAAAGGGCUCGUCGGUGAAAUUGGAGUGCAAAGCAUCGGGAAAUCCGACGCCGAAGGUGACAUGGUCGCGGAAGAACAACCUCUUGCCGGACGGGGUGCAGACCGCCGUAUCGCCGUAUCUCACGCUCGAUCGAGUCGAUCGCCACCAGGCCGGGAUAUACCAGUGCACGGCCAGCAACGGCGUGGGCGAAGACAUCUCCGAGCAGAUCGUGCUGCAUGUGCUAUAUCCGCCCGAAAUCUCGGUGGAGAGACCCGUCGUUCACUCUGCGGAAGGCUUCGAGGCCCAGCUCGUCUGCAUCGUACACGGAGAAAGUCAACCAGAAGUCCUGUGGUACAGAGACACGAUGCAACUAGACACCACCGAAAGGAGAAUAAUGGAAUCGCGCGGCUCCCGCCACACGCUCGUCAUCCGCAAAGUGCACAGAUCGGACUUCGGGAACUACACUUGCGUGGCGGACAACCAGCUCGGGAAAACCAGGAAGAGCGUUCAAUUAACCGGAAAACCGAAUCCUGCUAAGUUUAGCAGCGCGUCGAGGGGAUCCUGGAAGGAUAGUUACAAUAUCAGCUGGGCGGUGGAAUCUUUGAGCCCCAUCGAGGAAUAUAAAUUGCUGUUUAGAAGACUACCGGAGACGAAUUCGGAAGACGGACAUCCACAACCUCUGCACCACCAAAGCCAAAGAAAAUUCGGCCCUGGAAAGGAAAAUAAAACGUACGCUUCGGUGGGGUACAGCGUGGGCUACGGAUACGGGCGGCAAUUCAUCGACAGGCGAACGGAUUGGAGGGACGUAAUUCUGCCCGCCGCUCCGGCUCAAUCUCCCGGCGUUCAAUCUAUGAGCUACGUAAUUCGAGGAUUAGAAUCCGGGCAAAAUUACGAAGCCAAAGUUCAGGCGAGGAACAAAUUCGGUUGGAGUCCCAUUUCUGAGGCGUUCACGUUUCAAACGACCGACACAGACAUGUCCUAUCCAGACCGGCCGCAAUCUCCAAAACACAUAUACAAUGAGCACGACAUCCACCAGGAGAUACUGGGCAUCACGUUGAACGCGGCGACGAGUUGCAGCUUCGCUCGAAUCCAAAUGCCGAUAUUUUUCGUGGUCUUCUUCAAGUUUCUUUAUUAAAUUGCGUUCGAGCUCUCUUUAGGUAUAUUCGUAAAGUAUAUAUUAUAUAUAUAUUUUCCAUAUGAAAUAACAAAAUAAGUAAAAAACUCACUGAUAGGAUGCACACACCAAACAUAUACUAUUAUGUUAACACACCUUUGUAUAAGCGUUACCUUCAAGAAUAUUUAUUCGUGUCAAUAUUGAAAUGCUAAGAUGUGCACGUUUUUUUCUCAUUUUAGCGUAGAAUUUGAUGAGCGAUUUUAUUUAUUUUUACUUCUUUUAGGAUUUGUGUGUUUCUAACUUGGAAACAAUUAGUAGCUAUUGAUCUAAAAACAUUGUUAGGAAUCUCAAAAUCGGUCCAUUAAACUUAUCAUGCAUGAGAAUAGAAGAUUAUUUAUCUGUAAGGAAAUUCUAUUAGAAGUAAAAAUUUGCGUUUGUUACUUUUGCCAAUGCAUUAUUGCUCUACGUUUUGAAUAUCUGUGUUACUUAUAGAUAAUAAAAAGUACUACUUAUAUCUUUACUAAUACAAGCAAUCUUGAGUGUUAUAUUUUAAAUAGAUAGAUAUAUUAUAAUAUGUGUG